Messenger RNA from Exophiala viscosa, 435 nucleotides. RefSeq names its product cofilin. Gene Ontology annotation, biological process: actin filament severing; actin filament depolymerization. The annotation marks the transcript as partial. The record is from RefSeq and is a predicted model, not a curated record. NCBI's taxonomy places the organism in Eukaryota, Fungi, Ascomycota, Eurotiomycetes, Chaetothyriales, Herpotrichiellaceae. Gene Ontology annotation, cellular component: actin cortical patch; cytoplasm; actin cytoskeleton. The transcript is spliced from 3 exons. Gene Ontology annotation, molecular function: actin filament binding.
AACCCCGAAUGUGUGUCGGCUUUUAAUGAGCUGAAGCUCGGUCGCGGCGGCCCGAAAUACAUCAUCUACAAGAUCUCUGAUGACCAGAAGGAAAUCGUGGUAGACGAGAUUGGCAAAGAGGCAGACUACGACACAUUCAGGGAGAAGCUCAUCUCGAAGAAGGAGAAGUCUGGCAAGGAUAGACCUUCAUACGCCAUCUAUGAUGUCGAAUUCGAGCUUGAGGGCGGUGAAGGCAAAAGAUCCAAGAUCGCCUUCAUUACCUACAUCAACCAGGACGCCACCGGAGUAAAGUCUCGCAUGGUAUAUGCAAGCUCGCGCGAAACCCUGAAGAAUGCUCUCAACGGAAUCGCCAUGAACUGGCAAGCAAACGACCCGGGUGAGUUGGAGUGGGCAGACCUGCUCAAGGAAGCCAGCAAAGGCAAAGGCACGAUCUAG